Molecule: messenger RNA, 1113 nt
Organism: Microdochium trichocladiopsis
Lineage: Eukaryota; Fungi; Ascomycota; Sordariomycetes; Xylariales; Microdochiaceae
Product: 2-dehydropantoate 2-reductase
Exons: 2
Coding region: 1-1113 (370 amino acids)
Biological process (GO): pantothenate biosynthetic process
Cellular component (GO): cytoplasm
Molecular function (GO): 2-dehydropantoate 2-reductase activity
Source: RefSeq, a predicted model, not a curated record
AUGGAACAAAGGACCGCCACUCACAUCCUGUUCGUCGGCGCAGGCGCCGUCGGCUGCUUUUAUGCGUCUCGCCUGCACCAUCCUGCCCAAAACAUACACGUCUCUUUGACGGCGCGGUCCAACUAUUCCGCGAUCGCCGAGUCUGGCGUUAGUCUACAGACACACACCUUUGGCAACUAUACGUUCUUGCCUCAUGCCGUCUUCCCCUCCGUUCAGGCUGCUAGCCCUGAAUCCAUGCCAUCACCGCAUAACCUCAAAGUGCCCCCGCCAGCCUCCGGAUGGGACUACAUUAUCGUGACAACGAAGGCUCUGCCCGAUAAGACGGACGAUGCGGCCAUGAUCGCACCUCUUGUUUCCCCAAAAUCAUGCAUAGUGUUGAUUCAGAACGGUGUCGGUGUCGAGGAUCCCUACCGCCAGAGAUUUCCGCACAAUCCCAUCAUCAGUGCUGUUACCAUUGUCAGCGCCGAGCAAAUCAAGCAGGGCACGAUUCGGCAGAACAGGUGGACUAGGAUGAGUCUUGGCCCGUAUGGCCAUGGGCUCAGCCGGGCACUGCGUGAUGGUGGUGGCCAGGACGAGUCGAGCCAACUUCUAUCACGUGCGACGAAGAGUAUGAACGACCUGACACGCUGGUGGACCGAGCUGGGGAACAUCCGCGAUGUUGAGCCGCAUACCGAGAUGGAGCUCCAAACAAUACGGUGGCACAAGCUGUGUAUUAAUGCCGCAUUCAAUCCCACAGCGGUCCUAUCUGGUGGCCGCGGUAAUGCCGACAUUGUGACCGACCCCGAGCUGCGGGAACACGUUGCUGGUAUCAUGCAAGAGAUCUGGGAUGCCGCGCCAAAAGUUCUAGGCAAGCCUUUCGACGAGAAUCAGGUGGCGACGCCGGCAAGGAUCAUUAGAAGCAAUGAGCGCAACAAGGGAUCAAAGCCAAGCAUGUUGCUGGACUGGGAGGCAGGCCGUCCAAUGGAGUUGGAAGUCAUCCUCGGCAAUCCUGUCAGAAUCGCUCGCGCGGCAGGCGUGCCCAUGCCUCGGCUCCAGAGCAUCUAUGCAAUCCUCAAAAGCAUGCAAACUGUUCGUGAGCAGCGUGCUGCAGUAGCUAAGAACACCAAACUGUAA